Molecule: messenger RNA, 753 nt
Organism: Zygosaccharomyces rouxii
Lineage: Eukaryota; Fungi; Ascomycota; Saccharomycetes; Saccharomycetales; Saccharomycetaceae
Gene: UBC6
Product: E2 ubiquitin-conjugating protein UBC6
Exons: 1
Coding region: 1-753 (250 amino acids)
Source: RefSeq, a predicted model, not a curated record
AUGGCAACGAGACAAGCACAGAAAAGAUUAGCCAAGGAGUUCAAAGCCAUGACCGAGGAUCCUCCACCAUAUAUCAUGGCACGUCCAAAUGAAUCGAACAUUUUGGACUGGCACUAUAUUAUUACUGGACCUCCUGGAACACCUUACGAAAAUGGGCAAUACCACGGUACAUUAACUUUCCCCUCCGAUUAUCCUUUCCAGCCACCUGCUAUUCGUAUGGUUACGCCGAGUGGACGUUUUCAAGAGAACACACGUUUAUGUCUAUCCAUGAGUGAUUAUCACCCAACUACUUGGAAUCCAGGUUGGUCCGUAUCUACCAUUUUGAAUGGAUUACUAAGUUUCAUGACAAGCGAGGAAGGUACUACAGGAUCGAUUACCACUACCGAACAACAGAAAAAGGUGUUCUGUAAAAGAUCUAUGGAGUACAACACUUACUCCAAUCUGAGAUUUAAAUUGGUUUUCCCAGAUAUCGUAGAAGAGAAUAUAAAAGAGUUGGCAAGAAGAAGAGCCAGUGGGGCAGCCCAAGAGGAAGCCUCGAGUCAAAAUCAACCAGACGCACUUGCAGCCGCCGCCAAGGAGAAGGCAAUUUCUGUAGAGGAGAUUUCAGAUCCUGAAGAUAGAAUACGUGCAGAACAAGCGCUGGGUGAAAUCGGCGGUCGUAAAAAGGAAAAUGGUUCGGAGUCUGGGUCAUCAUCGAUGAUUUACAUUGGUUUGGCAUUUUUACUAUUUCUACUGGGGAUCUCUAUGAAAUAA